This is a messenger RNA of Seminavis robusta, 4479 nucleotides long. NCBI's taxonomy places the organism in Eukaryota, Bacillariophyta, Bacillariophyceae, Naviculales, Naviculaceae. The record is from the annotation of a GenBank genome assembly.
AUGAAUCAGUCGAUUUCCUUGUAUGGAGAGAGCAGUGUGAACUACCAUGGAAGAGAAGAAGAGCAGCAACUGAUCCAGAAGCUCUUGCUGCUGAGUGAAGAAGAGUCGCAGUAUCUGGUUAUCUCGGGUCAAGCAGGAAGUGGCAAGACCGCACUCAUCGACUACUGCAGUCAUGCGUGGGAGUCAAAUGACUCACAGGACCCAAAGCCAGAACAAUCAACACCGACACCAGAUACUACCGGUACCGGUACUAGUCCAUGUACGAGAAAGAAAGAAGCCAGGUGUAUCAUAUAUGCGGUGGCAAAGUUUGAAGAUCGCCAGUCUGCCCAGCCAUUCACCUUCAUCACCAAUGCUGUCAAUGACCUAUGUCAGAACUGGGCAGCUACAAAGGAAGGAAGACACCAAGCAAGAUUGUUCAGACGAGAAUCGUCGCAGCAAUUUGAUAACUCGAUCUUAUCCGCAUUUCUCCCCAAGCUCUACAAUACGGUCAACGUCACCCUCUCCACAGCCACCAAUGCUGCCACCACGGCUGCCACCGUCGCGUCUACUGCAGCUACUGUUGCAACAUCGGCUACGAUCUCGGCAGCCAAUGUAGCAACGUCAGCCACAAUCACAGCUGCCAAUGUUGCGACCUCGGCCACUAUCACAGCUGCCAAUGUAGCAACUUCAGCUGCAAAUGCAGCUACAGCUGCCGUGCCCGGUGCACUCAGGAGAAUACAUUCCUUUGAUGCCAGUCUCCGUGGAUCCACUGCUUUCGGAUCCAUCAGAGGACCAGGGCAAAUAAUUCCACGCUCUCCUGCUUCCAGACGGAUCCCAAGAUCGUUACGAAGAACCUCAACAGACGAAGAAGCAGGAACCAAACUCGGAGCCAUGGCUGAAACUCCAAUGUCCAAACACCUGCCCAGAAGAGUCAACAGCACUGCAACCUCCGGGACCAGGGGACCAAUACCACUGCGUCGAUACAACACUGAUACGGGAAAGAGAGAAAGCCUGGGUCAAGAGGAGCCACCUCCGCUCAUACGGAGCAAGACAGAAGCCCACACCCACAACAUUCCGAAACCCAUGGCCCUUCGGAGAACCCGGACCGAUACUGGGAAAUGCUCGAGUUUGACGGGUGGUAACCCACUUGAAACAUUGCUGCAGGAGACCAACGAAUCGGACAGCGAGAAUGAAACGAGCUUUAUGGGGCAAGAAGCCCCUACCGGUAGACGUGACGAUACCGACGGUUCGGACAAUGAAAGUGUCGAUGGCACCAGCCGUCCUACUUUUCGAAGAAGCAAUACCACUAUUCGAAAUUCCGCCAACGCCUUUGCUAAUGUUGUUCCCCCGACCCUACGAAGGACGAAAACAGAUGGUACCCACUCAAAAGCUGCCAUUGAUGCCGUCCUUCAAAGUGGUCAAGACAGCGGCGCUCCGUCGGAGCGGAUAUCAUUGUCGUCACUUUCACUUUUGUCCGCGGGAGACAUGCAAAACGAGCAAAUCAUCUUUGCUGUAGGACAAGAGCUCAAAUCCAAAGAAAACAGCUUUGACAGGCUCAAGAGAAUCUUACUGCUGCUAUUGAAAGCCAUGACGAACAACAGCACAGGCAGCAACGACACACACAUUGGCGGAGGUUCUGACCACGCUAGUCGAAACGUCAUGGGGAAGCUGCGAACGGUUGUGAUCUUUUUCGAUGAUCUACAAUUUGCGGACCCGCAGAGUCUUCGUCUUGUUCAAGACUUGGUAGAAGAGAAUAUCCCGGGUUUGUUUCUUGUCAGUGCUUUCCGUUCGGAGGAUGUAAACGCGGACGAUCAGGACGACGAAGAGGAUGACAGCAUGCAUCAGCAAUUGGAUCGGUUGAUUGUGCGACACCCGGUUGUUCGACAGCUGGAUGAAUUGACAAAAGAGUCAAAGCAGGACAUUAGCCGAAGAGUCCACAAGAUGCAUCUCAAGGGGUUUAAACUGGACGAAAUAUGUAAGCUACUGUCUGCGGCCAUGGGCGAGAAAGACCAAACGGGAAAGCUUCUUCCUCUUGCUGAAGUUAUCCUUGAGAAGACACUAGGCAACCCACUGUUCGUGGAACAGUUUGUCCAGAUUCUGCAAAGAGAGGGACAUUUGAAGUUUUCCCUUCUAUCCUGCUCGUGGGAAUGGUCAGAUGUGCAAGAUAUCCGGCAAGCCAUGAAAAUCAUAUCGAGUGAAGUAGCUGAUGCUAUCGUCAGCUCAUUGAAGGAGUUAGACAAGGAUACUCAACGAAUAUUGAAAGUGGCGUCCUGCGCUGGGACGCAAAUACUGCCUCCAGUCAUUGGAAGAUACUUGGAGCUGAUGAAAACGCGCGCCCAGAGCCAAACCACGACAAUGGUGGCCGACGAAGCCAAGACAGAUGACAAAUCGGAACGGCAACUUGAGGUUGUUCUGGAGGAACUGGUCCGUGCCAGGAUCAUCCGACGUCGCGAGGCUGGGUCCAGCGUCUACUACUGGGCACACGCAAAACUACAACAAGCUGCCUUCUCUCUCAUGACGGAAGAGGAGCGAUACCAAGUGCACCUUGGCCUGGGAAAGCUCUUGCUGAAGGACCUCACAUCUCGGACUGAAUCAUCCACGUUGCCAAGAGAGAUUGUGGUGUAUUUGGCCGCCGAUCAACUGAACCAGGUGCCGAUCCCAACGCUGGCUGUCGAAGGGGGGAACAUCCUGCUGUUGGACUUGGCAAAUUUGAACUACGAGGCAGCCAAACUGUCAAUAGCUAAGUCUGCAUUCCACCCGGCCGUCAAGCUUCUCAGAUCGGGGAUCCAUGUCCUGGAGGAAGAGAAUCCGUUUCCAUCGGUGGCAAACAUCUGGUCCCGGAACUACAAACUGGCCCUCGCUCUGCACAACAGCCUAGCCGAGAUGUGUUACACCGUUGGGGACCAUGAAGCCGCCAAAGAAACUAUAGACGAGAUUCUGAGAAAUACGACUUGCAAAGAAGAUCAGUAUCGGGCACAAUCGUGUUUUCUAGAGAUCGUCACCAAUGGCAAGGAUCGGGACAUUUUACAGGGGGCAAACAUGUGCAUUGAAUACCUCAAGCCGUAUGGAAUUGAUUUUCCGAAAAAGGCGACCGACAGCCACAUCUUUAUGGAGAGACGGCGCUUGAAUCAAGUUCUUCCCACUGGUCGGCUGGAAGAACUCUGCCAUCAGAAGUUCAUCUCCUCGUCUGACCCUGGAUCAAAGUGUGUUGCUGUGUUUCUUGGGAAACUGACGUCGUACUCCUUCUUGGCUGGGGAUGGAUCCCUUUGUGAACUGUCAUCGCUCAAGUCCUUUCGCCACGCUCUUAAGAACGGAAUCUCAAUUUACACAGCACUUGCCAUGGCGAUGUAUGCAGCCACGAAGCGACAAAAGCAAAAGUUCGAAAAAGCCUACACGCGAGCCAGCAUCGCAGAAGACAUGCUGAAAGCCCUUGUUGCCAAGCCAGGGCACGAUAUGAUCAAAGCAAGAGUUCUGGUAUCGAUCCAUGGAGGUCUCAUUCCCAUGAAGAGGCCCAUUCAGGACAGCCUUGACCCAUUUCUGGAAGCCCACCGAUCUGGUAUGCGAAGUGGUGACGUAGAGUAUGCAGCUCUAGCAACCAUGAUGUACGGGUACAGUUACCUUUUCUGCGGUUUGCCGUUGGGACAUUUGGAAGCUGACAUGGCAUCGUAUGCAAACCGCAUUGUCGCGUCUCAGAACCCAGUCUCGUUGCAAGGCGGAGCCAUGGACAAGGCUGAGACUUUUCUGUCCGUGAUGCAAGGACAUGCGCAGUCCAUGACACUUCGAGAUACGUGUAUUUUUCGUUUAUUUUUGGCGUGUGUCUAUGGCGAUUAUGUGACGUGUGAAGAACUGAUUGAGAAGCUUUCGGCGUUCCCCCAUUUCAACCCUUGCAUUGUUCGCAUGCACAUUCGACAUGCUUUUACCGGGUGUGCCGCAUUUGCCAUUGCGCGAUCCUCGUCUGGACCGAAGAAGAGCAAGUUUGUUGAGAUUGGGAGGUCUUCCCUCAAGUAUUUCCAGGAAUAUAGCCAGCAGGGUUCCUUGAAUGCGUAUCCAAUCAGCGAGUUUCUGUCUGCGGAAGAGACGCCUUCGAAAGCGAGUUUUGACAAGGCAAUCAGCGUCUGUGCCCGGAGUGGGUUGAAGAGUUUCGAGGCCAUGUCCAACGAGAGUUGUGGGCUGUACUUUUUGGAUCAGGACGACGAGGAUUGGGCUGCGUUUUACUUGGUGCGAGCAGUAGAACUGUAUGAGGAGUGGGGCGCUCGUGGCAAGGCUAAGAGGGUUCGAUCUGUGUAUCCCUUUGUGAAUGCCGCCCUGGUAGAGAAAGAAGGUGAUUGUGCAAGCCAUCGGAGCACGAGCGCAGGUCUCAAGGGCAAGAGAACGUACCGUCCGAGUACAUUUGACAAGACGAACGAGGUCGUGUUUGGCAGCCAAGAGCUGAACGUGUCUGGUGCCUUGGCUGACGAUUCUGAGCUUUCCUCCACUGGCAAAUACUCCUCUUUCUUUUGA